Messenger RNA from Pyricularia oryzae 70-15, 2004 nucleotides. RefSeq lists its product as uncharacterized. The record is from RefSeq and is a predicted model, not a curated record. NCBI's taxonomy places the organism in Eukaryota, Fungi, Ascomycota, Sordariomycetes, Magnaporthales, Pyriculariaceae. Gene Ontology annotation, molecular function: NADH dehydrogenase activity. The transcript is spliced from 2 exons. Bases 263 to 1819 code for a protein of 518 amino acids.
CACACGCGCAUUGGUUAUGAAUGAUCAAUUGGCUCGUUCCGGUCCUCGCCGAGCGGCUCGAUCGAAUUGUUCUGCAAUCAUGCAUGUGUCAUACUUGCGUUACGGAACAAACCAGUAUUAAAGCAAAACCCUUCAUCUCCAUGACUUAAUCAACGGCACAAUGGAUCACAGUACUAAAUCGUCAUGAAUGCAGAAAGGUAGAUCAUCCUAGUUUCUUUCUUCGACCGUUUAGCCAUCUCAUGGUGAUUGCGUUUUUCUCAACAUGUCUUUGAAUUGCUCGGCAAGAAGACAGGCUCUUGUAACGUUAAGGACCAAGACAAACUGCACACAUAGGUGCCUCAGAUCGUUAUCAAGUUCCGCGACAGGUAAUCGGGGUCUGGGCACAGAAAGUCCUAGUGGCAAACGAAAGGAGAGGGUCGUGAUACUGGGCUCUGGUUGGGCAGGCUACGCCCUUGCGCGGACAUUAGAUCCAGCCAAAUUCGACCGCGUUGUCGUUUCCCCAAGGUCGCACUUCGUUUUUACUCCCCUUCUGGCGUCCACUGCCGUCGGUACUUUAGAGUUCCGCGCCGUGGCCGAGCCCGUCCGCCGCAUCCGCCAGGUUAUAUUCCAGCAGGGCUGGGCAGACGACGUCGACUUCACGCGCAAGGUCGUCCGGGUCGAGGCUAGUAUCGAUGACGAUGCCGCCUCCCACACCACGAUCCCCGUGCCAGAGCCGGCAACGAUACCAGGGAAGGCCGUGAUUCCCACCACCCCGCACAAGGGGCCCAUGAUCGACGUGCCGUACGACAAGCUAGUGGUUGCGGUGGGUGCCUAUUCGCAGACUUUCAACAUUGACGGGGUUCGCGAGCAUGCGCACUUUCUCCGCGACGUUGGGGACGCCAGGCGCAUUCGCCUUCGCAUUCUCGCCCUAUUUGAGCACUGCGCCAGCAACCCGACCAUAUCCGACGAGCAAAAGCGUGAGCUGCUCCACUUUGCUGUGGUGGGCGGCGGGCCGACGGGCAUCGAGUUUGCGGCCGAGCUGCACGACCUCAUUUACGAGGAUCUGAUAAAGGUCUACCCUGGUCUUGUCCCACUGGUCCGCAUUACCGUCUAUGACAUCGCUCCGGCGGUCCUUCCCAUGUUCGACAAGGAGCUGGCUGGCUACGCCAUGGAGCUCUUCAACCGCAGGGGUAUCGAGAUACGUACAGAACAUCAUCUCCAAGCCAUACGCGCCGAGGGAGACGGUCUGAAAUUGAAGAUCAAAGAGCACGGAGACCAGGAAGUCGGCGCAGGGAUGGUCGUUUGGAGCACCGGAUUGAUGCAGCACCCGCUGGUCAAGAAACUCGUCGACAACCAAGUCCAUGACCAAGGUUCAAACCCAAACUCGCCUUUGCGCCUCAAAAGUGACCCCAAAACUGGCGCCAUUGUGACCGAUGGACAUAUGCGGGCACAAAUUACAGAAAACGCCUCGCGGGGACAAUCACCAAGGAUGGACGACGUUUUCGUCAUUGGCGAUUGCGCCUUUUGCGAAGCCGAUCAGUCACUACCAAAGACAGGCCAGGUUGCAUCGCAACAGGCUGUAUACCUAGCCAAGGCCCUGAAUAGCGGAAAUUUAGACGAGAGUAAACCGUUUUCCUUCCGAAAUUGGGGAACCAUGGCAUACCUAGGAGGCUGGCGCGCUAUUCACCAAAGCAGCGCGGACGAACUAAAAGGACGUGCCGCUUGGGUUUUGUGGCGGACGGCAUAUUUGACAAAAAGCUUGAGCGUGCGCAACAAGAUUAUUGUGCCAUUUUUCUGGUUUAUAUCAUGGCUCUUUGGAAGAGAUAUAUCUCGUUUUUAGCAACAUAUCCCGAAUCCCCUCACUGUAUAAUUAUUAACCGAAAUAUGGACACAUCUGCCUGAAAGUGCCACCUUUUCAUCUUGUCCCGCUAUUCGUUCAUUUCAUGCGGCAACAGGCUGAAUGCAUGAUGACAGAACAAAGAGUAAUAGUCCACUGGAAAUCUCAAGCACCCGAAACAUGACCGU